GUUGCAAAAGCUGAACCCGCUGGCCAUCUCAGUCACCGUCUGCUUGAGGCCGUUAUCAAUUCGGAACACAAGCGGAGUGUGGGAUCAAUCGUUGAGCGAGUCUGCGCGUGGAUGGAUAGAAUGGAGGCUGAGGAGAACCCUCCAGCUGUCUCUUGCAUGAUCAUGUCUCUUAAGAAUCCUUUUUGGAUCGUGGAACAUAACAUUUCUUCAAAACCGCAGAACUUCGUUACAAGAAGCCAAUCGGUGGAAUAUACACAGCGAGAAACUGUUCGUGUGCAUCACGAGCAUGAGCAGGUGAGAAGAAUCACUUUCUGGGAGGACGUUGGUGCUGUUGCCUUGAGACGCUGGUGAAUUGAAACACUUCAGUAUAAUUAGGGGAACGUUUCGAGCAGGCAUGGCGAACAUCCCUUCGCUUACCUCCAGGAAAAAUACGAACAUCUUCAAGAGCAAGGAGGCGGAAAUUGAUUGCUGUGAAUGAGACAUUGAGGAAGAGUAGUUCAGAAAACAUUGGCAGUUAUGGACGCCCUUCGCAAGCUGGGUAGUUUGGGCAGGAGACGGGAUGAGGUAGAUACGGCGAGCAGCCCUCUGAAGAACGAAGCUUCAGCAGCAGAAAUUCCCAGGGAUCCUGUGCAAAUUAGCGGCAAAGAUGAGGCAUCACCUUCGGGCCUUACACCCAUCAGGGUGCGGGUACCAGAGGAUGUGAGAUCGGAAAGUGAAGUCAAACGAGACGGCGAUGAAGAAAGCGUUGGCAGUGGAGAGAGUUUCGACAGUGCCUUGGAGAGGAUGGAAGCUUCUUCUAUCACAAGUUUUGAGCCUCCUAGUCCGAUGGAGUCUAUCGAUGGGCGGUUCCAGUUUGAAGAUGGGGUAAGGGAGGAUUUAGCAGAAAGUGGACUAGACGGAAAUUUUUCUUAUGACGACGACGACGACGAUGAAGAAGAAGAAGAAGACGGGAGUGAGGAAGGGGAGUCCACUAGUAGCAGUAUCAUCAACUCGGAGUAUUCGUCUAGCGCCAGCAAUACGGAGGAUGAAAUGGAUAUCUCGGGGUAUGGAGCUUCCUCAGCGCGAACCAUGCUUGUGUCCAAUGAUGCAAGUAAAUCUGAUGAGGAAGCAAUUGAUGAACCGAAGUACAAGUUAAGGAACGUCGUAACUGGAGAGGAGAAUAUGAGUGGUGGUCUUUCAGUUGAGAACGAAGCAAGAGGGGUUGCUCUUUCGUCUUGGAAGUCGGAAUUGGAAGACUUCUACGAAGCUUCACUGGAGGAUAACGAUGUUCAAGAGGAAUUGGCAGAGAAGAUAAUUAAGGUAGCCAGUGAACAGAAUGACGAAGAAGAUGAAGAAGUACAUUUUCCUGUCAUCGCGAACGAAUUGCCCGGGAGGAUUACACGGAAUCGGACAAUGAUCGAUAGCCCAGCUCAUCUUUACAGUGCCGUGAAAGCAGUUGAUUCAACACUUCCUGCGUUGAAGUCAGAGAGUACGAAAUCAAUUACACAGGGUUUUGUUGAGGCUGAGGAAGCUGAAUCGGACGUUUUCACAGAGGGUGAAGAUGGAUAUGAUGACGAAGAUGAAGAUGGCGAUAUACAAAUGGAUGUUUCGCAGGCUACUGAAAAAUCUGGAACUCCGGAUGAGAGCGAAAGCAAUCCAUCAAUGGGUGCAGGUGGACCUCGUUUGCCGUCUUUACCCCAACGAUCAUCUGCUAGAAGAUCUGCUGCCACAACAGCAACGGGUGUGCCACGUCCUAAUACUGCCUCGUCAACCCAAUCAGCAGCCACCAGUGACGCGAGCAUAAGCAGUGAAUCUAGCGAAGCGAAUGAAAUCCGUGAGAAACUCCAGAAUAUCAGAAUAAAGUUCUUGAGACUGGCUCGCCGCUUGAAUCAAUCUCCGCAGAACGUGGUUGUAGCACAGGUGUUGUAUCGUCUAGGCUUGGCAGAAUCCUUGCGAGGCGGUAGUUCUCUCAACCGCACUAGAGCAUUCAGUUUCGACCACGCCAACGCUCUCGCAGAGGAGCAGGAAGCUGCUAAGUAUGAGGACCUUGACUUCGCAUGCACGAUUUUGGUUCUUGGAAAGACUGGGGUUGGAAAGAGUGCGACUAUCAACUCUAUUUUUGAUGAGUGCAAGACUGUGACUAGUGCCUACUAUCCGUCUACCACUAAAGUCCAUGAAGUUAGUGGAACUGUGCUCGGCGUCAAGGUGAGGUUUAUAGACACACCUGGGCUUCUCCCUUCUACGGCUGACCAACGGCACAAUAAGAACAUUAUGAGACAAGUGAAAAAGUACAUCAAAAAAGUUUCUCCAGACAUAGUUUUGUACUUCGAUCGUAUGGACAUGCAAACUCGAGACUCUGGAGACGUGCCUUUGCUGCGGACCAUCACCGACGUGUUUGGAGCCGCUGUGUGGUUCAAUGCUACAGUGGUGUUGACCCACGCGUCUAAGGCCCCUCCAGAUGGAUCAAAUGGGACUCCCAUGAGUUAUGACUAUUUUGUAGCACAACGGUCACAUUUUGUGCAACAGACAAUUCGUCAAGCAGCUGGAGACGCAAGGCUUCAGAAUCCGGUGUCGUUGGUGGAGAACCACCCUGCUUGCAGAAUCAACCGAAGUGGGCAGAGAGUCUUACCCAAUGGACAGCCAUGGAAGCAACAAUUGUUGUUGCUAUGUUUUGCCUCAAAGAUAUUGGCAGAAGCGAACACGUUGUUGAAGCUUCAGGAAGCAUCAACUCCUGGAAAGCCAUUUGGACAGCGGUCUCGGGUGCCACCUUUGCCAUAUUUGCUUUCGUCUUUGCUUCAAUCUCGAGCUCAGUUGAAGAUGCCAGAUGAGCAACAUGGGGAGUCCGAAGACUCUGAUGACGACUCUGAUGAGGAGGAUGAGGAGGAAGGCGAUGAAUAUGAUGAUCUUCCACCAUUUAGGCCGCUUUCGAAGCAAGAGCUGGAGGACCUUAGUAAGGAGCAGAGGCAGGAAUAUGCAGAAGAACUUGCUGAUCGUGAAAGGUUAUUUCAAAAGAAGCAAUAUAGAGAGCAAAUCCGAAGAAGAAGAGAACGAAAAAAGCAAGCGUCUGUGAUGAGCAAGGAAGAGCCAUCCAUACCUGGUGAUGGAGCAGAAGAUGAGUCAGGGCAACCUGCUACUGUGGCUGUUCCGAUGCCAGACAUGGCGUUGCCUCCUUCAUUUGACUCUGACAAUCCCACACAUAGGUAUCGUUACCUGGAGACUGCGAACCAGUGGCUAGUACGUCCGGUAUUGGAGACCCAUGGGUGGGACCACGAUGCUGGGUACGACGGUUUCAACGUGGAGAAAAUGUUCGUGGUGAAGGAGAAGAUUCCUGCUUCCGUGUCGGGCCAGGUGACGAAAGACAAGAAAGAAGCCCAGGUGAACUUCGAAGCAGCGGCUUCGUUGAGGCACGGAGAGGGGAAGGUGACUCUGACUGGGUUCGACGUUCAGACGAUCGGAAAGGACUUGGCGUACACGGUGCGGGCAGAGACGCGGUUCAACAAUUUCAAGAGGAACAAGACGACGGCGGGGGUGACUGCGACGUACCUGAACGACACGAUCGCGGCGGGAGUGAAGCUGGAGGACAGGGUAUUGAUAGGGAAGAGGGUGAAGUUGGUGGUGAACGGAGGGGUGCUGACAGGAAAGGGCGACAAAGCAUACGGUGGAAGCCUGGAGGCGACGUUGAGAGGGAAGGAGUAUCCUUUGAGUCGGACGCUGUCGACGCUGGGGUUGUCAGUGAUGGACUGGCACGGCGACCUGGCGAUCGGGGGGAACCUGCAGUCGCAGUUCAUGGUGGGGAAGACGAUGAUGGUGGGAAGGGCGAACUUGAACAAUAGGGGGUCGGGUCAAGUGAGCAUACGGGCGAGCAGCUCGGAGCAGCUGCAGAUGGUGUUGAUUGGGAUUGUUCCGAUAUUGAGGUCUCUAAUCAACUGCCGUUUCGGCUUCGGUGGUCAGCCCCAACAGUAGUUUCAUAGUAUAGCAUCGAUAUUGUGUAGUCAAUCCUUAUCUUUAGUCUGAGCUGAGCGUGAGAGACUUGAAGUGGCAGCAUUCUACAUAUCGUUUUUGACAGAGAGCGCUUAGAAAUGGCGGAUUUUCGCUGCCUUCACGCACGCAACUUGAGAGACCUAAAGAUGGUCGCAGGAAUUAGUUCUAGUCACUUGGUUCCUUAGUUUGACUAGCAAUGAGCCUGAAUUGGGACAUGCAGGUAAUCAUCCACUGUCGUAGGGAGUUCAUCACCAGUGUGUUUGUGGGCUUUUUUUCGCUCUUCUUUUUGUAAUUUACUGGGCUGAAUCUGGAGAUAUAUGUGUGUUGGUAGAAGCUAGUCUUUUGUUCCAACACAGUGGGUCGCCACGGGUUUCAUCUCA
Molecule: messenger RNA, 4340 nt
Organism: Physcomitrium patens
Lineage: Eukaryota; Viridiplantae; Streptophyta; Bryopsida; Funariales; Funariaceae
Source: RefSeq, a predicted model, not a curated record